AUGGCCGAUCGAGCAACUAGACCUUUAAAUAAAGAGUCUAGCCGACAAAGAGCAGUAGGGUAUUAUACCCCUCGAGUCUUAUUACUACCCACGGAACCCUUAACUAUUCAGCCAAAAGGACCAUUAUACUUAAGACUUUUAAGCCUUUCGAAAAGAUUAAACGAUAAGAUAUCAAGCAUCUCAUUUAACUUAAACGAGCUAUUAUACGCAAGGCUCGAUAAUAAAAUUACGGCCCGAGCAAUAAUUUCCGUGCUUAACUUUAGCAACUCGAAAAGAAAAUCUAGCAUUUUCGAACGUACCGACAAGCUCUUUAGAUCUUUCAACAAGCUACGUAUCGAUAAAAAGGAUACUAAAGGUAUAAGAAUCGUUAAGAGCGCGCUUAAAAGUACGGAUAUUAUCAAACUAAAGCCUUAG
This is a messenger RNA of Drepanopeziza brunnea f. sp. 'multigermtubi' MB_m1, 414 nucleotides long. The record is from RefSeq and is a predicted model, not a curated record. NCBI's taxonomy places the organism in Eukaryota, Fungi, Ascomycota, Leotiomycetes, Helotiales, Drepanopezizaceae.